Molecule: messenger RNA, 6039 nt
Organism: Helicoverpa zea (corn earworm)
Lineage: Eukaryota; Metazoa; Arthropoda; Insecta; Lepidoptera; Noctuidae
Exons: 8
Coding region: 186-1829 (547 amino acids)
Biological process (GO): regulation of transcription by RNA polymerase II
Cellular component (GO): nucleus
Molecular function (GO): DNA binding; protein binding
Source: RefSeq, a predicted model, not a curated record
GACAAAUUAAAAAGUUUUUAUUUUUCUUAUAUUGGUACGAGAUUUUAUUGAUUGUUUUCUUUCAUAAGAUUUUCGGCCAGACGGCGACUGAAAUUGCAAGUUACUGUGAUAUAUUUAUUUUCAAUAAUUAACUAUUCUUAUCAACCAAUUAAAUGAGCAGGGAUAUCGAGUUAUGUCUAUAAGUAAUGGAAGGUACAGAACUGGGUGGCGACCAGCAAUUUUGUUUGAGAUGGAACAAUUUUCAAGCGAAUAUAACUUCUCAAUUCGAGGCAUUGCGCGAUGAUGAGGACUUCGUGGAUGUCACCCUGGCAUGCGAGGGGCACCGGCUGGAGGCACAUAAAGUGGUUCUUUCGGCAUGUAGUCCAUAUUUCAAGGAAUUAUUUAAAAACAAUCCAUGUCCUCACCCUAUAAUAUUCAUGCGCGAUUGCGAGGUAUCGCACGUGCGCGCGCUGCUACAGUUUAUGUACGUGGGACAGGUGAACAUAGCCCAGGCGCAGCUCAGCGCCUUCUUGCGUACUGCUGACGCGCUGCAGAUCAGAGGCCUCACGGACUGUUCACAACACAACGACAAAAAAGUGAAUCGAAAAUCACCUCCUUCCCAACUACGUAAUUUGCUCAGCGCCAAGCCGUCACACUCUACCUCCUCCUCCAAAGCCGCAAACCAAAAUGUCGAGACGACCUCUGUUGAAGACCAAGAACAAAACACAAGUCGUCGUUCCACAAGAAAUUCUCCCGAUGUUGCCAGAAACAAUCUCAAUGAAGAAGCUCCUUUUCAAACUUCUAGUCAAAUGAGGCCUAAUAAUGAUGACUAUAGAGAAAUUCCCAAUUACCCAGCUCUAAGGGUGAAAACUGAUCUCGAAGCAACUGACGUGAAAAAUGAAGAGAGUGCUAUUCUCAUGGACCCCGGGGACCCUGAAAGAACAGACAAAUGUCAAGAGUUUAGCGCAUCCGAUCUUUUGGAACCAAAAAUGGAAGUCAUGGAACAAGAAGCUAGCGACGAGGAGCGCUCUAGCUUUCCGCAGAUAUACUACAACGAGAACAACGCGCUCGCUAAUCCAUUUGCUGCAUUGCAAGGUAAUAUGGAUCUGAUGGCCGGGAUGAACACGGAGCUGCGAGACGAGAAUGCGGAAGCUGUAGGGAGAUGGGACGGCAGACGCAAUCGUCCGGUCCCCGACGCCGUCUGGCUGGAGCAGCACCGACGCGCCCUGCCCUUCGUCAUCAAGCGCGAGAACGAGCGGGGAGGCGCCGCUGCACCACGACUUAUAAAACUGGGAGAAGGAGUGGAGAUAAGAGAGGAACUGCUUCGCGGCGUGAAAUGGGGCGACUAUAGGAAGGUGACGCGCGGUCUGGCCGCGGCGCUGUUCUCGCCCAUCGAGCUGGCCACGUGCUCCGUGACGGGGCAGCGCUGGUCGCGCGCGGGCCAGGAGUCGCGCCCCACCAAGCCGCCGCUCGACCGCCGCAGAGUGCACGCGCUCAUCUCCUACGUCAGCAGGCACUUCCCAGACGUCGAGGUCAGCAGGAUCAAGCAGGUGCUAGCCUACAAGUGCAAGGAGAACUGCGCCGCGCUCAGGAUGAGGACUGCCAGGCUGUCGAACUGUUUCAGCGAUUCGACCAACUACUUGCUGAGCGCGGCGGCGCGGCCUCCGCCCUGCGACGUGGAGGCCCCCGGCGGCAGUGCGCGCUCUUCAUACUCUACCUACGAGGCUUCGAAGGGUCCAGGCGGCGGCGCGGGCGAGUACUCGCGCGGGCCGGGUGCUGGCGCGGGCGCUGCGGGCUCGACGGCCGCGGGGGCGGGCGGCGCGGGGGAGGAGGACGGCGAGGCGCAGUGAUGGCCGCCGCGGUGUUGCAUAUCAAUUUCAUAAUCUUGUUAUUUUUUACCAAAAAAGAGAAAAUAAAGAAACUCGUCGCUCGGCGUCGGCCGAGGCGCUCGCCGCUGGGUCGCGGGCUCCCGCCGAUCGUUUGGAAAGAUUUAUAUUUAUUUGCGCGGCGUCGCGACGACGAACGACGGCGGUGAGUUGCCCGUGUAAAAUAUUCAUAUUUAUUUAGGUGAUAUUUUUCUAUUGGCUACUGAUAAGAUUUUAUCUCGUUAUGUAUCUGCCGGCCGCGCCGGGGAUGCAUUGUCGUUUGUAAGGAAGGGAGUGGAGUCGUGCCCGAAGCUCUAGCAAUAAUUUAUCAGGUUCCUAAGACAUGUUUUGUAGUUAGAUUCUAUUUGCACGAAUUUUCGCAAACACUGCCGCUUUAUUUCUAAAUUUUUUUAUAGACAUCAGUCAGUCGUUUUAUUGCUUUCUAUAUUUUAUGUUUAAAUAUAAAUCGAGUCAUUUUCAACGUUACGUUAAAAUUUGUAUAUGAGGCAUUUAAGUGCUGUACGAGGGACCGUUGCAAUUGCAAAGUAAAUAUAUCAAAAUGGCAUAAUUUUUAGAGCUAUCUUAUAGAUAUUAUAGUCAUUUCGUUUUAUAGGUGUAAAUGAUAAUAAAGAAUUUAUUUUGGAGCGUCAAGGUUUGGAUAUUGUAAAGUCUUUGGAGAGCUGUGAUCAUGAUGGAUAUAAAGCAGUCAUAUUUUUAAAAUAUACAUUUAAGAGUUAUAACGUAAUUAUACUAUUGUACAGUGGAGCUGUAUAAUAAGGAGACGUAAGGUAUCAGUAGCCGGCUGGAGCAGCCCGGUCCCGUGCGUCCGCGCACACAUGUCUUUGUCAUAUCAACAAAAGCAAUAACUAUUAUUUGAUAAAGAACGAUUUAUUUCACUUUUAAAUACUAUUUUAACCAAGUUGUUAUAAAUGUAGUUAGUAAAUUGGAAAGAUCUCUUGAGAAGUCCACGGUCAUAUAUAGUUCUUUUGAACAAUAACUAAAUUCUCAUAAUGAUAAAAAGUCUCACGUUUACGUCAUAUCAAUUUGUAAUAAUUAGUUUUUUCACUAAUUUGUACAUCUUGUACAAAUAACAUAAUCAUAUAACUUCAGAUCAUAGAAACUGGCAUGUUACACGUUGUGAGGCUCGCGGUGGCUGGCACGGCAGGCUCCAUAUGAAAUUGUUUAUAAGAGGGAUAGAGGAGAGGAUGGGUUGUUAGUGUUAGCCUGCCGUGGACAGCGCCGCCCGGUCCGAGUGCAGAUUGAGGCGCGGCGUGCAGCACGGCCGCGCUCGCUCGACUCGACAGUACAUGUACAAAUAGUCGCCGUUUCUCUGAUCUGACCAGUGUACGCAGCUACACAAUACACAGUACACUAUUCGCACGUCUUUAGCAGUCAACUGUAAGAGAUUGGUGUACCUAUGAAUAAGUUACAGUUACCAGAGUUAGGAUAUAUAAGUAGUCACGCAGUGCUACGUAGUAAAAUCUUACUAUUUAGUAAUAUUUUACGAUGCCAAUUGAAAGUCUUAAUGCUCAAUUUUGCCAAAUUUUACUUGCCGAGAACGCGUCUUGUCUAUUAAUUUCGUGUUUUAACGUUUGGUAUAGCACACAUUCCCGUUACUAAAACACCUUUAGGUAUUUGAAAGUGAGAAGGGAAUGGACAGAUUGCUCAAUAUAUGAAAUAUUUGUAUUUCGUUUAUAGUUAUAUCAUAACACAUUCAAAUAGAACUUGGAAAUUUUUGGCCCAAUGAAAAUUAUAUCAUUAGAGAAGUAAAUGAAAAUUUAAUUGUAAUUUAGAAAUGAUAAAUUGAGAGUUAAAAGGAUUUGCAAGUAUAAAUAUAUUUGUGACGAAUGCUCGAGAUGCAAUAUGUUAAUUUAGUGCCAAAUGAUAAGUUAACUCGUAGCAAUAUAUUGUAUCCUAAUGCUCUUGUGUAAUUUCUCACGUAGUGUUAAUGACCUAUGAGGUUUCGAAGGUUUCUUUUACAAGACUAUAAUAUAUUUAUACAGGGAACGUGUUAGGUAUGUACUGUUGUUUGGAAUUAAGAGUGUUGUUGGGGUAAAAUACUCAUUGAGGCAGGGUGUACAAAUACCUGUACCCGACUGUACAGCCGAGCUACGGACGUAUUAACUCUGCCCUAGAAUAGUUUUGAUAGAUUAUUUAUUUAAAUUUAUCGUUUAAAAAUAAUGAAAUUAACAAAAAUAAUAAGCUACCUUCAUAUGAGACAGGGUACCUAUUGUCUGUCGAAGUGAACAAGUUUCCUGUGCUGUGAAAUCACAUGCAGUUAUUUAUACACCCUGGCCUUUAUAGCACUGAAUGAGCAAUGGAACAAGAGAAUUUAUUUACUCAAAUAAGUUUUUUUUAAUUAUUUACGAUAAUUUUGUACUAAAUUUUAAUAUACAUUAUUUUGCAUUUUAUGAUUGUAAUGGCAGCUGUCCAUAUCAUGUGAACGAUACAAUCGGUCACUGUAAUUUAGGGUUUCAUAAAUAAAUUUAAAACGAUACAUCGAACAUGACACAUUGGGCACAAAUAUUAUUAAAAAUAUGUACUUUUUCUUUGCUUGCUAUUGUUAAAUAAUAAUUGAAAUCUAAAUAACAUUGUUCCUGAUACUCGAUGGUAGUAAGCUUUGUGAAACCCUAAUAAGCGUUAAAGGUGUAUGAAGCGUCGCGCGGGCGGGCGGGAGGUAGCCACGUGGCGACGUGACGUCACCGCCCGCCCGCCCGCGCGCCGCACUAGUUUUCACUGAGCAAAUAAUCUUGAACUUUUGUAUAUAAAGAGAACAACAUCGAUGCCACUGUGCUCUGAGAGGACACAGCGUUGUGCCAAAAUUACGUGCUAGUCUUUAAAAACAAAUGUUGUUAUCAUUUUCAGAUUUUAUUUAGUCCAGAAUGUGUUUGUUCCUGUGCUGUGAAAAUAUUUUCUAACAAACCAACACUCGGUGAUGACGGUGGUGGGGAGGGACAAUGUGGUCGCUUUAUUCUCGCGGUGAACGGUUCUUAGGUUUUAGUCUUGUAGAAUAUGAUAAAUAAAUUGAAAAGUUUUCCUCACUGCAGUUCCUUAGGUGAAUCAUUUUAAUGUAAUUAUCUAGGGCAGUGGUGGAAAUUAAAUUGCCGUAUCGACGGCCCUUUAAAAUCGGUCCUUUUUGUGAAACUGACCACAUUGUAAACUAAAAUUAUGGAUUUAGAUCGACAACUAUAAUCGUGUGAUCGUAAACUGAACACUGGAAGGUAUCAGAAUCAGUCGUAGCGCUAGCUUACUAAUAGUUACAAAACCUAUAGGAAUACCAAGCCUUUUGUGCCUAGGUGUAUAAAAUUCUCACUUUUAUAAAAUUGACACGUUUGCCUGUGAUAUUAUUUUUUCUAUUAGUUAGAUUAGUUGUUAGGAACACAUUCAAGUUUGUGUGUGCAGUGGCGGCUGAAUUUUGACAAAGAUCGAAUUUUCCUCUAAAAUUAAGUAUAGUAAGGAUCGUCCAAAGCCCUCAAGCUGUCUCCGAGUACCGGAUUGUAGUUGUCGAUGGUUAAACUUGUGUCAUUAAAGACGAGUCAUAAAAACUAAUUAUUUAGAGUUACGACGUGUUGUGUUGGUUUGUUGUUAUAUUUAUAGUAUUUAUGAAAAAUGCACAUAAUAAUUUAGCUUUGAGCUUGUGCAAUAUUAUUCCAAAUUGUUUAUAGAAGAAAACUGUUAUAAUUAUUUCUAAAUUGUUAUAUAUUUUUAUAAACGUAAAAGACAAAGGCAACUUAAAUUAUAUUUUUGUUGUGCAUUUAUUAUCAAAUUUUAUUAAUACUGAACCACAAACUCAUUGUGGACUGUAAUGUCUGCGUCUGUGAAAACUGUUAAUUAGGUACAGUAGAUGGUUUUUUUAUAUAUGCUAAUAUUGUGAGUCAAUUCUAGUAAAGUUAAUGUUCCCUUUUAUUUAGAAUAAUUUACGUUAAUAAACAAAUUAAUCUAAGAUUGCUCAACCAAGAUGCAAUGCUAACUGCAAUGUAGAUGUACGAAAAUAAUUUUAUAUUUGUCCUUUUAUAUUAUUUAUCUGAUAUUUCAGUUUUAUUCAUUUGUGAGUUAUGGCAGCGCAUGUUAGUCUUAUGUUUAUUCUUAAGAGAGGCCAAAUGUUGACUUGCUUAUGUGAGACUGUUUUGCCAAGAAUCAGAAAGUAUAUUAUUACCUACAUUGUUUUAAAAUAAAUGCUUUUAUAUAAAAUCUA